Molecule: messenger RNA, 2199 nt
Organism: Emiliania huxleyi CCMP1516
Lineage: Eukaryota; Haptophyta; Isochrysidales; Noelaerhabdaceae
Exons: 13
Coding region: 1-2199 (732 amino acids)
Source: RefSeq, a predicted model, not a curated record
AUGCGGCUGCCGGCGAAAAUUGCGGCGAGAGCGCGGCAGGCGGCCGUCGCUAGCGCGGGGCGUGUCGGCGAGGCGGAGGACGGCCCGCGCGCCGCCCUUAGCGACGGCGGGCUCGCCGCCAGCGAGGGCCCCGCGAGCCCUCCUCGCAGCGACGGAGGGGUGCAGGGCCCCGCCUCGCCGCGGGAGCGGAUCAUCCCGACGAGCGACGUGCGCGACAAGGGGCCGAAGGUGUCGCCUCGCAAGGGGUCGGAGGAGCUGCGGCAGGCGGCCGCGCUGAGGCAUGCGCGCGCCGAGGCGCAGCGCGAGCGCCUGGCGGCUGAAGAGGAGGCGCAGGCGGCCGAGAAGCGGCUCGCCAUGGAGCGGCGCCUUGCGCGCGCAGAGGCUUCUCGCGGCGAGACGGUGUGCCGCGCGCGGGCGGAGAUCCGGAAGGUGGACGAGGUUGCCUUCAUCAACAAGGCCAGCGACGCCCCUCGGCUCGGAGGCCAACCCCCAGCGAACCCCAGCGAACCCCAGCGAAUCUCUCGGCUGCAGGCGUCGCGCCGCCGGGAGAUCGCUCUCGAGUCGCGCAAGGGCGAGCUCGCGACCGAGCAAGCGGCGCGCGCGCUCAAGGCGCGGGAGAGGGAGCUGAGCGCCAACGCGCGCCGGCUCGCGAUGGGCGGCAAGCAGCAGCCGCACGCCGCACGCAGCGCGUCGAGCCCGGUCGCUGGCCGCUUCGAGCACCGCGGCGCGUUCGGCGCCCUCCUUUGCGCGUCAGAGACGGACCAGACGGACGCCGAGGCCGACGCCGCUCCCACCGCGACCGACGAGGCUAGCGACGCGGUCCCGCAGGCGGCCGCAAAGGCCGGCACGAGCCGCGGCGGUGACGGCACGCUCAAGAAGGGCGCGCCGGCGGCUCCUCCGCCGCCCACGUUCGAGCCUGAGCCCGAGGUGGUGCACGCGCAGCGCGCGCGUCAAGAGAGGAUCAUGAAUCACGAGUCGCUCAUCACUCACAGGAGCGAGGACUUGGAGCCGCUCUGGUCGGUCGGCGGCGGAGGGCAGGGAGGGCACGGCGGGCGGCGGCUGGCGAGGCUUUGCGCGAGCCUCUCCGAGGCGGCGGCGACGCGCGCUCUGCUUGCGGCGGCCGCCCUGCCCUGCAACCGCGUGCACCUCCUCCUCCGGAGCCAUGUCGUGGCGGGCCUCGCAACUUGCACUCUCGCGAGCGCCGUCCAAGCUGCGCGGCCCGACGCUUGCGACGCCUCCGAGCCCGAGCCAGCCACGAGCGGCGAAGGGGGCGGGGACGUCUGCUUGCUGCCGGCGCUGCUGCGCUUGCUGCGGCUGCUCAUCACGCCGUUGCCGCCGGGGCUCGCCGUGCGGGGUGAGUUGCGGGCGGCGCUGUCGAAGCUGCGAGCGGACCUGGUGACGCUGCUGGUCGUGUCUGGCGGCAUGAAGUCGCUGCAGGAGCAUUGCGCGCGUCGCGCGGCGACGCUUGCCCAGGCGACGGCGCACGGCGCAUUGCUGCGGCAGUACGUCGCCUUGCUGCACGCGCUGCUCCUGCCGGUGCACGAGGACCCCGCGGGAGCCUCGUGCGCGUCGGUGUUCAAGGAGUUCCUCCGCUCGUCGUGCGUCUGCGGCUUGCCCGCCCUCGCUUGCGCCAUGCUCGUCGAGGCGUCGCAGCCCGGCGGCGGAGAGGUGGGGUCGCUGCUGCACGAGCUGCUGCUCGUGCUUGGCAUCUUCGUGCACGGCUCGCGCGCCAACGCGGAGCUGCUGCGGUGGAGGUGCGGCGAGCGGCCCACCAUGCUGCAGCGGCUCGUCUCGCUGCCCUUCCGCUACUGGUGCGUGCCGGCGCUGCGCCGCGUGCUGCUGCCGACAUUGCUGUGCGGCUGCCUGCACGACCCGACCAACACGCAGAUCCUGUCGGCCUCGCUCCACCCGGCGCACCUGGUCCGCUUCCUGCAGGAGGAGACGGAGUCGGCGGGCGACUCGCCGAGCGGCGCGACGCCCGCCGCAGUCCUCCUCCCCGACCCGUCGGAGCUGCCAAUCGUUAACAUGGACUAUGCGCUCUCGGCCCGGCUCCCGAGAGAGGAGUGGGCGGGCGCCAUCGCAUUCUUCUCUCGCCAGCCCGCGUCGCCAAGCUCCACGGCCAGCUCCCCGCCGGCGGCGCGCUCGGUCGACGGAGAGGACUGCCCAUCGGCCCUCUGUCUCGCGCAGCAGGCGGCCUGA